This is a messenger RNA of Lolium rigidum, 2051 nucleotides long. RefSeq names its product probable mediator of RNA polymerase II transcription subunit 26b. The record is from RefSeq and is a predicted model, not a curated record. Bases 429 to 1739 code for a protein of 436 amino acids. Gene Ontology annotation, cellular component: nucleus. The transcript has 9 exons. NCBI's taxonomy places the organism in Eukaryota, Viridiplantae, Streptophyta, Magnoliopsida, Poales, Poaceae.
AUCGGAAUCCGGAUUGGAUUGGAUUGCAUUCCCCCAUUCGCACCCCUCGCUCGCGAUCGCAAUCGCAAUCGCGAUUCUUCUUGUCUCUAUCCACCCUCCUCCUCCUCCCGUUCUCGUGAGAUUUAUUACGAGUAGGUUUCGGUAAAGAUACAGCGCCGCAAUUGCUGCUACUAGUACUAGUAAAAGAAACCGCGCCGCCCGCCCAGCAAGAUUAAAGAAACCGCGCCGCCGUCCCAAGCAAAUCUCGUCGCCCCUCGUAGUAAUUUCUCGACUUCUCCAUCGAGUUCGAACCGCGAGAUCAAAGAACAGAUGUCCCCAAAGCGAGCUACGACCUCGUAGUAAUCUUGGUUGGAAUCAAUCUUAAAUCAAUAAGUGGACAAGGAUCUUUUUUGACUGAUCGGCCGUCCGGUCGCCGGCCUCGGGCACCGAUGGCGGCGCCGGCGCCGCCGCUGGAUUACUGGCGGGGCUUCUUCAACGGCGCGCGCGCCAGCAUCUUCGACACCAUCGACGCCGCCAUCCGGGUCGCCGCCGCCGACAGCCCCGACGCCCUCCGCGCGCGCCGGGACGCCAUCGCGCAUCGCCUCUUCACCGUCCUCCCGCCGUCCGAGGAGCCUGCGGCCGCGACGGCGGCGGUCGCCGGGCCGCCGCCCACGCUCCCCGAGGGUUCCGGUAGCGUCCCCAGCCUCUGCAGCUCCGAUGGCCCCGCCGUGCCCCAUCGCCGCGACGGCCAAGACCCCGUCGCCGCAGAGGUCUUCCGCGUCAAGGCCGCCCUUUCAAGCGACCAACAAAUGUCGGAGGACGAACUGCUCCAGCUGCUCUUGAAGCUGCAGCAGUUGAAGCUCACGGUGGACACAAUCAAGGUUACUGAGAUUGGCAAGGCCGUGAAACACCUUAGGAAGCACAGCUCAAAGCAGAUUAGGCAACUCGUGCGAUCCCUCAUAGAAGGUUGGCAGACUAUAGUUACUGAGUGGAUGAGCAAUGAAGCUGCCAUUGUAGAUCAUACUCCGCAAUCGAUGGAUUCUUCUUGCCUUGAGCAAGAAGAAGGAGGGCUUCCUUCCCCUCCCAUGGAUGAGGCAGCUCUUUUCGACACACUGUGUGGUUCCAUUGAGCUAUCUGAGUUCUUCGAUGAAAUGGAUGAUGAUGGAAACAUUAAAACUGAUGCCAAGGCGGGCGAACAGCAAUGUCCGGCAAACCAAGAGUCUAUCAAGAAGGAGCUUCCUGUCAGCCAGCAGUAUGAUCCAGUGCAGAACUGGAGGCUUGAUCAGUCUGCGGUGAGGAAUUCACGACUGUGUGGACCUUCCGGUGGGCAAACAGGGCAGCAAUUCGUCACCGAGGCACAAGACAAGCCUUCAAAUGCAGCAUUUGGGCCAGGCAGACCACGUAUGUUGCAUUCUGAGACGAUUGGUUCUGAAAUGAGGCCUAAGCAGCUGCAAGAUAUCUCGGUGGCUCAAACUCGAAGAAGGCCAAAACCAACUACGCCUAAUCAACCGUCGACUCCGCAUGAUCAAAGCUCAUUCCGAGCGAAGCUGGAGCUUGCAAAGAACGCCAAGCUCGAAUCUACAAAGCGAAAGCUUCAAGAGGGUUAUCAAGAUCUCAGUAAUGCAAAGCAGCAACGAACAAUACAAAUGGUGGAUCCACAGGACCUGCCAAAGCAAGGUAACCGAAGCUUACAACCCAAUGGCAAGGCAAGGAACAACGGCACCGGCAACAUCCGGAAUCGGCCUGGAAUUCGUCGCUGAUUCAGUCAAGCUCCACUAAGUGUGGAUGUCCCCAUCUUCAAUUCCAUCAGGCUCCACUUAGUGUGGGUGUUACCUGUCACCUUUAUGUGCUCAGCACCGAACAUGACAACAGUAAUGCUUCUUCCCAAACUUCACAUUACCAGGUAGAGAUGCAUUAUUGUCGCGCCCUGCCUUGGGACAUAAGUGGCUGGGUAAAGUGCUCAAUUAACUUGUAGGGGCAGCACAUGAUGUAGUUCGACAUGCUAAUACCUACCUGAUAUGCUACAAGGUUGCUGCUCUGGAUGCAAAUGCUAUAUCUUUGAUCCGGUUGCA